CUCUUGGAUCUUCCUCCACAACAAUUAAGCCGUAUUUGGAGCGAGGCAGCCGUUGCCACGCCCGGUACACCUCGACGUUCGUGGGCUUGUAGCAGCCUGUGGUCAGCCGCUGCCAGGAAGUGAGUCACCGCCCAAAGCCCCACUUCUGCUCGGCCAUUGUUGGGAAGUAUCCGACACCGAAACAGUUCUGACCGAAACUUUAAGGUAACGAGCGAUCGAACUUUCCCGCUGUCUGUUCUUUAGUAGUUUUUGAGUCUGUAACACAUAUUCGAUUUAGUCGGGAAGAAAGUGCGUCACUGAAUCGGAUUCCAGACACGAUGACCAGCAUUAACACAGCAAACAUCAAUUUCAAAUGGGACCCAAAAAGCCUGGAGAUCCGCACCUUGGCAGUCGAGAGGUUGCUAGAGCCCUUGGUUACCCAGGUUACCACCCUGGUUAACACAAGUAACAAAGGGCCAUCCAACAAGAAGAAGGGGCGCUCCAAGAAAGCUCAUGUUUUGGCUGCUUCUGUUGAGACUGCAACCCAAAACUUUUUGGAGAAAGGAGAGAAGAUUGCAAAGGAGAGUCAAUUUCUUAAGGAUGAGCUGACAGCUGCUGUGGAGGAUGUCCGCAAGCAAGGUGAAUCCAUGAAGCAAGCUUCGGGGGAAUUUGCAGAAGACCCAUGUUCCUCUGUGAAACGGGGCAAUAUGGUUCGUGCAGCAAGGGCCCUCCUGUCAGCAGUCACACAUCUGUUGGUGCUGGCAGACAUGUCAGAUGUCUACAAACUUCUGCUGCAGCUAAAAUUGGUCGAGGACAGUUUGGUCAAAGUACGCAAUGCUGGCACUGAACAAGACCUUGGGAUCCAAUACAAGGCCCUGAAACCGGAGGUGGACAAGUUGAACAUGAUGGCAGCCAAAAGACAGCAGGAGCUUAAGGAUGUCCACCAUAAGGACCAAAUGGCGGCGGCUCGCGGUGUCCUGCAAAGGAACAUCCCGAUGCUUUAUACAGCUUCCCGCGCUUGCCUGCAGCAUCCUGACGUGGCUGCCUAUAAGGCCAACCGUGACCUGAUAUACAAGCAGCUGCAACAUGCAGUUUCAGGCAUCUCCAAUGCUGCACAGGCCACUGCCACUGAAGACUCAUUGCUCAGUCAACCAGCAGGAGGUGGAGAACUGGCCUACGCCCUCAACAAUUUUGAUAAACAAAUCAUUGUGGACCCCCUGGCUUUCAGCGAGGAACGCUUCCGUCCAUCCCUGGAGGAGCGCCUGGAGAGCAUUAUCAGCGGCGCUGCCCUCAUGGCCGACUCAGGUUGCACGCGUGAUGACCGCAGGGAGCGCAUUGUAGCUGAAUGCAAUUCUGUGCGCCAAGCUCUUCAGGAUCUGCUGUCAGAAUACAUGGGCAAUGCUGGGAGGAAGGACAGAAGUGACGCUCUGAACACAGCCAUUGACAGGAUGACUAAAAAGACAAGAGAUCUUCGCAGACAGCUGCGCAAGGCUGUGAUGGACCACGUGUCAGACUCAUUCCUGGAAACCAAUGUCCCCCUUCUGGUCUUGAUUGAAGCGGCCAAGAAUGGAAACGAAAAAGAAGUCAAGGAGUAUGCUCAAGUGUUCCGUGAGCAUGCCAACAAGUUGAUUGAGGUGGCCAACCUGGCGUGCUCCAUCUCCAACAAUGAGGAGGGAGUGAAGUUGGUUCGGAUGGCAGCUUCUCAACUGGAAACUCUUUGUCCUCAGGUGAUAAAUGCUGCACUGGCUCUGGCUGCUAAGCCAAACAGCAAGGUUGCCCAGGACAAUAUGGAUUUGUUCAAAGACCAGUGGGAGAAGCAGGUCCGUGUCCUCACCGACGCCGUGGACGACAUAACAUCCAUUGAUGACUUCCUGUGUGUUUCUGAGAACCACAUCCUGGAGGACGUGAAUAAGUGCGUGAUCGCUCUUCAGGAGAAAGAUGUUGAUGGUUUGGACCGCACAGCCGGGGCUAUCAGAGGCCGCGCUGCCAGAGUUGUUCAUGUGGUCACGUCGGAAAUGGAUAACUAUGAGCCUGGAGUUUACACCGAGAAGGUCCUGGAAGCCACCAAACUCCUCACUGACACAGUAAUGCCAAGGUUCACGGAGCAAAUCGAGUCUGCAGUUGAGGCUCUGAGUUCAAACCCCACACAGCCUGUGGAUGAGAAUGAAUUCAUUGAUGCUUCACGUCUGGUGUACGACGGAAUUCGUGACAUUCGUAAAGCUGUCCUGAUGAUCAGAACUCCAGAGGAGUUGGACGACUCUGACUUUGAGACUGAAGACUUCGAUGUCCGCAGCAGGACCAGUGUGCAGACAGAAGACGACCAGCUGAUCGCUGGACAGAGUGCUCGGGCUAUCAUGGCUCAGCUGCCACAGGAACAGAAGGCGAAGAUUGCAGAACAGGUAGCCAGCUUCCAGGAAGAGAAAAGCAAGCUGGAUGCUGAGGUGUCCAAGUGGGAUGACAGCGGCAAUGACAUCAUCGUUUUGGCCAAACAGAUGUGCAUGAUUAUGAUGGAGAUGACUGACUUCACCAGAGGUAAAGGGCCCUUGAAGAAUACAUCCGACGUUAUCAGCGCUGCCAAGAAAAUUGCAGAGGCAGGAUCCAGAAUGGACAAGCUGGGCCGCACCAUCGCUGACAAUUGUCCCGAUUCCACUUGCAAGCAGGACCUGCUGGCCUACCUGCAGCGCAUUGCUCUCUACUGCCAUCAGCUCAACAUCUGCAGCAAAGUCAAAGCUGAAGUCCAGAACCUGGGCGGGGAGCUGGUCGUGUCAGGGUUGGACUCGGCUAUGUCCCUCAUUCAAGCAGCCAAGAACCUGAUGAACACGGUGGUGUCCACCGUCAAGGCCUCCUACGUGGCGUCCACCAAGUACCAGAAGAACCGAGGCAUGGAGGCCCUGAACAUGCCGGCCAUCUCCUGGAGGAUGAAGGCACCUGAGAAGAAGCCACUGGUCAAGAGGGAGAAGCAGGACGACGGCCAGACCAACCGAGUCAAGAGGUCGUCCCACAAGAAGCACAUCAACCCUGUCCAGGCGCUGAGCGAGUUCAAGGCUAUGGACAGCAUCUAGAGUGUGUCAUCGAGAGAUCAAGCUUAUAUAUCAGAUGCAAAAAGGUUUUAACAUAUUUGAAAAUCUUUCAUUUCAGCUUCAUAUAUUCCAGCUCUGCCUCGUCUCUGUCUGGAGUAAUGUGAACGGUUACUCGGCAGAAAUGAAUAUCCAGCGGGCGGAGGCAUUUUUAUAUUUCCAUAUUUUUAUAGAUGUUGUUCCGACUAAUAAUUCUGAGAGAUAUUUGAUAAUUUUGUAUUCUUUAUCAUCUUUUUACGCUCGCGUUCACAAUAACAUCAAACUCUUCAUCAUCUAUGCAAAUCCAGUACCUGCCUUGUUUCAAGUGCUGUAGAAAUGGGAGUGAUGAUGUUGUCCUGCUUUGAGAAAGCAAUAUUCCACUUUUUCCUCUUCCUGCCUAAACUCAACGUGAUCAUUUUUCCCCUUCUCACCCCAAGUGUGUUGGUGUAGAGUUGCCAGACCAAAAGGAUACAGUGGCAUCAGUAUUUGUUUGUCUUUGCUGCACCUGAUUUUAACACUAAUGUUCCACAGAAAAGAGGGAAAAACCCGCUGGUGUCGAAGCUUUAAAAUGAAAACGAGAGCCUUCUCUCUAGAGAAACCUUUGAUACUUUGGGCUGUGUAGCUUUUUCGGCUUCACUAAAUGUGCUUAUUUUGAGCGUAGAAAUCGGUCUUUUUCCGGGGUGUUCUGUGGUUAUUUGUUUCUGUUUCUGAGUUUAGAUCCAAAACUGGAGUGAUAUCCGACUACUUUGCUGUGGAGUUUUGUUCUUGAGAGCCGACGCGUUGGUGCACGGGACUCUGUUAGCUAUGUGCCUGCUUUAAAUCUUAAUAAAAA
Synchiropus splendidus (mandarinfish) is the source of this 3867-nucleotide messenger RNA. RefSeq names its product catenin (cadherin-associated protein), alpha 1 (gene ctnna1). Gene Ontology annotation, cellular component: adherens junction; actin cytoskeleton; catenin complex. The transcript is spliced from 18 exons. The record is from RefSeq and is a predicted model, not a curated record. Gene Ontology annotation, molecular function: cadherin binding; beta-catenin binding; structural molecule activity. NCBI's taxonomy places the organism in Eukaryota, Metazoa, Chordata, Actinopteri, Syngnathiformes, Callionymidae. The coding region runs from base 318 to 3041 and encodes 907 amino acids. Gene Ontology annotation, biological process: cell-cell adhesion; cell migration.